Penicillium macrosclerotiorum is the source of this 1563-nucleotide messenger RNA. RefSeq names its product phosphoglycerate mutase, 2,3-bisphosphoglycerate-independent. NCBI's taxonomy places the organism in Eukaryota, Fungi, Ascomycota, Eurotiomycetes, Eurotiales, Aspergillaceae. Gene Ontology annotation, cellular component: cytoplasm. The record is from RefSeq and is a predicted model, not a curated record. The transcript is spliced from 4 exons. The coding region runs from base 1 to 1563 and encodes 520 amino acids. Gene Ontology annotation, biological process: glucose catabolic process. Gene Ontology annotation, molecular function: manganese ion binding.
AUGGCUAAGGUCGACCAAAAAGUCGCUUUGAUUGUCAUCGAUGGCUGGGGUAUCGCUGGUCCCCAGUCACCCCCCAAGGGCGAUGCCAUCGCUGCCGCCGAGACCCCGUACAUGUCCGGUUUCGCUGAGGCCAACUCCAAGACUGCCCAGGGUUUUACUGAGCUAGAUGCCUCCUCGCUGGCUGUCGGUCUUCCCGAGGGCCUCAUGGGCAACAGUGAGGUCGGCCACUUGAACAUUGGUGCCGGUCGUGUUGUCUGGCAAGACAGUGUUCGCAUCGACCAGACACUUAAGAAUGGAGAGCUGAACAAGGUUGAGAACAUUGUCAAAGCUUUCACUCGCGCGAAAGAGGGCAACGGUCGCCUGCAUCUGUGCGGUCUGGUCUCAGAUGGUGGUGUUCACUCCAACAUCACUCAUCUGUUUGGCCUGCUCGAGGUUGCCAAGGAGAUGCAGAUUCCCAAGGUCUACAUCCACUUCUUCGGUGAUGGCCGUGAUACCGACCCCAAGAGCUCUAGCAAGUACAUGGAGCAGCUCUUGAACAAGACCAAGGAGCUUGGUGUUGGUGAGAUUGCCACUGUCGUUGGACGCUACUACAUUAUGGACCGCGACAAGCGCUGGGAGCGUGUUGAGGUUGGCAUGAAGGGUCUGGUUACUGGCGAGGGCUCUGAGACUUCGGACCCGCUCCAGACUAUCAAGGACCGCUAUGAGCAGGGCGAGACUGAUGAGUUCCUCAAGCCCAUCAUAGUUGGCGGCAAAGAGCGCCGUGUGCAGGAUGACGAUACUCUCUUCUUCUUUAACUACCGUUCUGAUCGUGUUCGUGAGAUUACCCAGCUGUUGGGUGACUAUGACCGCUCCCCUCGUCCGGACUUUCCCUACCCUAAGAACAUCUCCAUCACCACCAUGACCCAGUACAAGACCGACUACACCUUCCCGGUUGCUUUCCCUCCCCAGCACAUGGGCAACGUCCUUGCUGAAUGGCUUGCAAAGAAGGAUUUGACUCAGUGCCACGUUGCUGAAACCGAGAAGUAUGCCCACGUCACCUUCUUCUUUAACGGUGGUAUCGAGAAGCAGUUCCCCGGCGAGGUCCGUGACAUGAUCCCGUCUCCCCGUGUCGCUACCUACGAUCUAGACCCCAAGAUGAGUGCCGCGGAAGUUGGUACCAAGAUGGCUGAGCGCAUUGGCGAGAACAAAUUUGACUUCAUUAUGAACAACUUUGCCCCGCCUGACAUGGUCGGCCACACUGGUGUUUACGAGGCAGCCAUCCAGGGUGUUGCUGCUACUGAUAAGGCCAUCGGUGAAAUUUAUGAGGCCUGUGUUAAGCACGGUUACAUUCUAAUGAUCACCGCCGAUCACGGAAACGCCGAGGAGAUGCUUAACGAUAAGGGCACCCCCAAGACGUCCCAUACCACCAACAUGGUUCCCUUCGUCAUGGCCAAUGCCCCUGCGGGUUGGAGCCUUGCCAAGGAGGGUGGUGUCCUAGGUGAUGUUGCCCCCACUGUCCUCGCUGCCAUGGGUGUCGACCAGCCCGCUGAGAUGACUGGCAAGAGCUUGUUGGUCAAGGCAUAG